AUGAGGCUUCUUCCCGCGGCGGUGGCGCCAGCGCCAUUCCUGCUCCUCGUCCUCUUCCUCCUUUCGUGCCCUCGCAGCGCCUACUCCGGCGAGCAGAAGCGCUUCGCCUCCAUAAUCAGCUUCGGCGACUCGUACGCCGACACCGGCAACCUGGUCAGGUGGGACAACCCCGUCAUUGAGAGCGUCAACCUGAUCAGGAACUCACCCUACGGCGAGACGUUCUUCGGCCACCCGUCCGGUCGCGCCACUAACGGCCGCAUCGUCCUAGACUUCAUUGCCGAUGCUUUGGAUCUACCUUUCGUGCCGCCGGUGCUGUCCAGAGUGGAGAACUUCUCGACGGGCGUAAACUUCGCGGUGGCCGGAGCGACGGCUCUGAACCUGACGUACCUGCAGGGGCAGAACAUCACCGUCGACCUCCCGAUCAACAGCUCCCUGAACGACCAGCUCCGGUGGUUCGAGCAACUGAAGCCAUCGCUUUGCCGCAGCAGCAGCAGCACACAUGGAGGAUCGUCCAGCGGCUGCUUCGGCGAGUCUCUCUUCACCUUGGGGCAGUUUGGAGCAAACGACUACCGCAACAUCCUGAUGAACUCGAACAUGACCUUGGAGCAAGCGAGAUCGUAUGUUCCGAAAAUUGUCAACACCAUUGCAACAGGUGUCGAGAGGCUGAUCCAUCACGGCGCCAAGUACAUCGUCGUGGCGGAUAAAAUCCCCUUCGGCUGUAUGCCCGCCACACUGGCGAUGGCCUCGAGCACCAACAACAACGGAGGCUACGACCAGUACGGCUGCCUCAAGAGCUUCAAUACCGGCCGGGCUGUCGCAGUACCACAACGCCCUUCUCCGGCGACGCGUCGACUUGCUCCGGAGAAGCUCUUCUUCUUCUUCUUCUUCUUCUUCUUCUUCUUCUUCUUCUUCUUCUUCUUCUUCUUCUCCGCUGGGGGACAGACAGUGAUGAAGUUGAAAGCAGGGUUCAACCGCAGCACAACCCUGGUGAGCUGUUGCGGAGGCGGCGGCCCGUACAACCAAAACUGGAAAGCACCGUGCGGUACGCCAGGAGCCACCGCGUGCGCAGCGCCAUCCGAGGCCAUCAUCUGGGACGGCUUCCACCUAACCGAGUCCGCGUACAGCAGCAUCGCCCAUGGAUGGCUGCACGGGCCCUACGCCGAUCCGCCGAUUCUACAACUCCUCAACUGA
Messenger RNA from Miscanthus lutarioriparius, 1191 nucleotides. Lineage: Eukaryota; Viridiplantae; Streptophyta; Magnoliopsida; Poales; Poaceae. The record is from the annotation of a GenBank genome assembly.